Scophthalmus maximus (turbot) is the source of this 3596-nucleotide messenger RNA. RefSeq lists its product as uncharacterized. Bases 1140 to 1898 code for a protein of 252 amino acids. The transcript is spliced from 6 exons. Gene Ontology annotation, cellular component: cytosol. NCBI's taxonomy places the organism in Eukaryota, Metazoa, Chordata, Actinopteri, Pleuronectiformes, Scophthalmidae. The record is from RefSeq and is a predicted model, not a curated record. Gene Ontology annotation, molecular function: guanyl-nucleotide exchange factor activity; protein binding. Gene Ontology annotation, biological process: positive regulation of GTPase activity.
AAAUACGCCACCGUUUUGUUAAAAAGCCCAAUUUGCUGCAUUUCAAAUGUCAUCAUCAUCAAAAAGGACAUAAAAAGAUUAUAUGGAGUUCAACAGAUUGCCGAACACCAAGCUUUCCUUUUUCUAACUCAAAUUCAACAGCUUGCUAUUGGUGUGCCAAUACCGCCAUCUAGUGGGCUACUAGGGGAACAAUAAAUACACAUGUCAAGUAUGAUACUAUAUGUGAGCUAAAUUUCUUUUAUAGAAGUUGCCAUAAGCCUACAAAUGCAGAUGUUAGAUUCAGAUUCCCUCUAGGGAACCUGGAUGUAAGGCAGGACUGGAGAUCUUUAUGAAUUUCAUCUUUAAGGAAAAACUGGAAACCUGAGACAUUUUGUUUCCUUCAAGAGCAAUAAUACAUUAUACAAUAGAAUAUGUCUGCGGAUACAAUAUGUCUGCAGAGCCAGACCUCUUGGGGAUUGAGGCCUAGUGCACGCUUGCAAGUUUACACACACACACACACACACACACACACACACACACAGGGAGGGUGAGUGCUUUAAAUCCUCUAGCAGCUUUCGUGAGGAUUUUCUCCGUAUUAACCCUGACAACCAGCUGGAGUAGAAGGAAGGCAGGUGUGACACAAAAAAACCCCUUUAUUCUGCACAAACCUCAGCGGCAGCGUGAGUGAAGUGAAAUGCAGAGAGCGCUGAAGUAGAUUUUUUUUUUUCUUUUUCUCAAGCUGACACGAGAGAAAUCUUUGAGAAGAGAGAGAGAGAGAGAGAGAAAGAAAGAAAGAAAAAAAGCAAUGCCAUGUGUUCUGCGUGAGGACGUCAACCUGAGGAGGUGUCCCCGGCGGCGGCUGGCUGACCGAGGACCGCAGAGCGCAGCAGGAUCAUGGGACACGCCAACGUGCCGCUCACGCGCAGCUGCCACGCGGACAAACGCACCGCCGGCCGACUGCAGCCGUACACACCUCCCGGCGACGAAAACCUGAACAACGCAUUAGGCGCCAUCCGAGUCCUUGGUUUGGAGCUGAUUGAGCAUGAACUCAAACCACAUCUGAACACGGUGCUGACCGACAUCAAGGAGGGAAUGUGACUUGAGACAUCGUGCCUCCCACACUCCUGGUGUAGCGGCUGUAUCAGAGCUCCUCAUCCUGAAUGAUACAAAACCUGGAGAAGAGACCAACCCACACCGAGAAAGGCGCCGCCGAGCAGGUCGUGAUCAGUGGGAUCCUGCCCAUCUUGGCCCUGUCCCUGAGGAGCCGGGGGCCCCUCGCGCUGCCGACGGCCAAACUGGUGGCUGAGCUCGCCGGGGAAUCCGUGGUUCGCAAAGGCUUCAGCGACGCAGGCUUGGUCACGGCUCUGCUGUCGGCGCUGACCAGCCCCGACCAGGAGCUGCUCCUUCACGCUGCGAGGGCCGUCUCGCGAAUGACUUACGACAGCUCGAGGCAGCAGCAGCUGUUGCUGCGUCGGGGCGCGGUGCCUCGCCUCGUCGCCGUCCUGCUUCGUUUUCCAGACAAGGAGCCCCUGGAGGAGGUGUGCCUGCAGGCCCUGUGCAACGUCAGUGGCAUGUGCGUGGCCGAGGAGGCGGGGCUGGUGUGGGAGAGGGCCGCGUCCACGGGGCCGGGGGAGUCCGUGUUCCGCGGCGUCUCGCCUCACGCCUGCGGCUUCGCUUCUUCCGUGACGCUCGUGCGCGUGUCUCGCUGGGCGCCGGGUCAGUGCGCCGUCAACAUCGAGGUGUUCCGGCGAUGCUCCUCGUCCCUCUGGAGCCGCGGCGGCGGCCGGCGGACGGCUCGCAGGUCCCCGCUCUGCAGCCUGGGGAGAUGUUCAGGUCUGUUGAAGUUGAUCAGGUUCCCCGCGGCGACUGUUCCUCGGACAAAGAGUCUGAAGACUCGCAUGUUCCACACUUUCCUCUGACGGAUGGGAUACUGAGAAUACUGCGGCCUGCACCUAUGACCUCUCCGAUCCCACCACGGAUCAUUGAUAUGCACCAACACACCAUGAAUGUUUACACUCGGCAAACCCAGAAAUGCACUCUCCUGCGCUCCUGAUGACCUUUCUCUGGUAUUUUUGUCCUUUUUUGUUGUUAAACCUGGAUUAGAAAAGGGAACUUUUCAACUCCCACUUGGUGGCAGGUCACUCCAGUGAUAAGGGGACUACGACACAGGAAAAAGCUAUCAAGUUAUUUUAGAUAUAUGUGUCUAAACAUGCAAACCUUACAAAUCAAUGCUGUGAUGAUCAUUUGUUUACAAGUGCUAGAAACAUUGUGAAUUUCUAUUCUAGGCAGCACCAUUUUAUUUAUGUUUUUUAUUAUGGCCCAUAUGAUUCUAACCUACAUUUUUGAUUGUUUGACUCCCGCUUUAAAUAAAAAAAUAUAUAUAUUUUUUCAAUAAUAUAAGCUAAUUUGUAGUAUUUGAACCAAUGACAUACCAGAGUAGAUUUAGGAUUCUGUAAGUUAAAAGGUAAUUCUGUUGUUAUCAUUUCCACAUUUCAGCAAGCCGGCUCGACCACUAGAUGUCACGCACGUGCCGUGUGAAAACCUGCGUAUUCUUCGUACACUGUGAACAGUAAAGAAAUGGAAAUCCAGUUUGUGACUCUGCACAUGUGCCUACACACACACACACACACACACACACACACGCGGACUGAAUCUAAUAAUGUCAAGAUGUGGAUAUUCGCAGAUAUUUACAUGGAUUUAAUUGGUUUGCUCCCCCCACCCCCCCAUGAAAGUGGUUUGUUGUUCUAGUGUCUAUGUUAGAUUGCCCUUUGACUAUAAAUCUAUUUAAAAUACAAAUGCCAACACAAAGAUACAAGUGUUUUCCCCUCCCCCCCAUUUCUCUUCCUCUAAUUACGUCUCUUAUUGGUUCCAUCCCGCUCCAGGCGGCCUGACGUUGGGGCACGUCCUCUAAUCAAUCCUAACUUUAUUACUCCGGGAGACACUUAAAUAUUUGAUGUGCUCGAGAUGAGGCUUUUGGAAUUAAGAGGUGCACACCCCCUUAUUCUGGACUAUACCCCGACUGUCUCGUUCACUGCGCCCUUGUUCAGGUGGAACAAAAACAUACUGCGUUUACAUGAGAAAAAAAGCGUCAUACAGUAGAAUCGAGGAUCUCAUCUGCUGUCAGCAGCAGCGCAGAGUCCUGUCGACGUGCUGUUUUUCAGUCAGCAGCACUUUGCCGACCAACAACCAAUCACAUCUAUGGUCAAUCUAGGAUCUCCAAUUGACCUUUAACCCCGAUCUGCAUGUCUUUGGACUGUGCGAGGAAGACGGAGAAAACCCCACGCAGGCGCCGCCUUCUCAUGUGUCAAAAAUAUAAAUAUAACAAUCUGUAAAAAAAACUGUCCUAACAACAACAACAACAAAAAAUCUCCCUUUUCUUAUCCAAACAAAGAUGGUGGCUGGGAAUGACACGCGGGAUCUUGUUGCUCAAUUAUAAUGUGAAUAAAUGUUUAUAUGCUGAAGUUUCUUUCCAAUCUUUUGAUAUAAUGCGUUCAUAUUUUUGCUUGUGUUCUAGUAAUUAAUUCACAGCAGAUGCAAGUGUUGUAAACGACCUUCUGGCCUUUUUUUUCUUUUUUUAAAAAGAGAUUAAACAAUUUUUUUCAUCAAUAUUAUCUCAG